CGCGGGAAGCCCUAUCCGCUGUCGACGUCGGUAUACUGAAAGCAAGUCAUUUUGCCAGGCUGCCUCCGCCACCACUGGCUCACUUUUUGAUUUUUUCGACGUCUUGAGAAUCAUGCUCGCUCGCCGCUUGACCUCGAAGGCCCGCGGGUUGGUCGCGCCCCUCAACGCCCGCUCGUUCUCGGCGGCGCCGUCGAAGGAAGACUUUUCGUCGCCGGACCACUACUUCGACGACGAGGUCAAGGCGCAGGUCGGCGACCCGUCGAAGCGUGCGUUCACCUACUUUAUGAUGGGUGGCGCCCGCGUCGCGUACGCUACGGCGGCGCGCCUCGCCGUGCUCAAGUUUGUGGGCACCAUGUCGGCGUCGGCCGAUGUGUUGGCGCUCUCGACGGCCGAGUUUGACUUGUCGUCGAUCGAGGAAGGCUCGACGAUCACGGUCAAGUGGCGCGGCAAGCCCAUCUUCAUCAAGCACCGCACUGACGCGGAGAUUGACGAAAGCAACAACACGAGCAUGGCCGAACUCCGCCACAAGGAGACGGACGCCGAGCGUGUCCAGGACCCCAAGUGGCUCGUCAUUCUUGGUAUCUGCACCCACUUGGGCUGCGUGCCGGCCUCGAACGCCGGCGAGUACGGCGGCUGGUUCUGCCCGUGCCACGGCUCGCACUACGACGUCUCGGGCCGCAUUCGCAAGGGCCCGGCGCCGCUCAACAUGGAGAUCCCGCCGUAUAAGUUUGUUUCGGCCGAGCGCGUCCUCUUGGGUUAAACCUCAAUGCGUUUGCGCCAUCCCUCUUCGUUCCACCACCAUUAGAUCCACUCCUUCUUAAUACCAACUAGCCCUCUCGGACAUGGUCAUGAUCUCGCAGUGUUGCCCGCGGCUGCAUGUGAUUUCUUAACGUCGUCUUCCGCGCCUUGUCAUCUCCUGAGGUUGGAAGGCGUACGUGGUGGCAUUUGGCAAUGCACCAAUACAGCUGCCCGAGGCCCAUGCCGGCAAGGUGUCUACCACAGCAGACACGAUCGCCCAUAUUAGGUUGGUGCAGAUAUGAGAUGGGAGCGGCCAUGCUGCGUCCGUGCAACUGCUUGGGUCAGCCAUCGCCACAUCUAUGACAAUGGUUCGAUCAACCGUAGUCUACUCCGGUGUGUUUAUAUAUGAACGUGUUUCGCGUGAUCUUUGUAAUUACACAAAAUCUUUG
Messenger RNA from Saprolegnia diclina VS20, 1187 nucleotides. Its product is annotated as ubiquinol-cytochrome c reductase iron-sulfur subunit. The coding region runs from base 113 to 760 and encodes 215 amino acids. Gene Ontology annotation, cellular component: membrane. The transcript has 2 exons. Gene Ontology annotation, molecular function: 2 iron, 2 sulfur cluster binding; quinol-cytochrome-c reductase activity. NCBI's taxonomy places the organism in Eukaryota, Oomycota, Saprolegniomycetes, Saprolegniales, Saprolegniaceae. The record is from RefSeq and is a predicted model, not a curated record. Gene Ontology annotation, biological process: mitochondrial electron transport, ubiquinol to cytochrome c.